Molecule: messenger RNA, 1221 nt
Organism: Colletotrichum karsti
Lineage: Eukaryota; Fungi; Ascomycota; Sordariomycetes; Glomerellales; Glomerellaceae
Product: CUE domain-containing protein
Exons: 3
Biological process (GO): ubiquitin-dependent protein catabolic process
Cellular component (GO): cytoplasm
Molecular function (GO): ubiquitin binding; ubiquitin conjugating enzyme binding
Source: RefSeq, a predicted model, not a curated record
CUGGAUUUAAGCGACGACGAAGACGUCCAGGAGACUGGAAUCCUCGGCGGUGAAGAGCCCCGCCAGAACACCAACACCUCGACAAACAUGGCAUCUUCGACAGCUCCCGCGUCGGCCGAGGCCGCCCCUCCGAAGCCUCCCAGGCCUUCCACCGAAACCCAGAAGACCGAGGACAUAUUGAAGGAGGCAUUCCCGAGCAUCGACAUCUCCGUCAUCAAGGCCGUCCUCAGGGCCAGCGGCGGACGCAUUGACCCUGCUUUCAAUGCUCUGCUUGAAAUGACCGACCCCGAUGCCGCACGCAACGAGCCCGAAGAUGAGAACCCUCCCCCCCAGCCGCCUCGUCCCGCCGCCACGGCGCAGCUCUCCCAGCUCGAGGCCGAUGAGCUGUACGCGCGCCAGCUCGCCGAGCACUUUGAUAAUGUCGGCAACUACGAAGCCAGGACCUCAAACAGAAGCCCCGGCGGCCGCGUCAGACGCCAGCAGACUGGUCUCGAGCCCAGGCCGAACGCCGAGGACCGCGAGCACAACUUCUUCGACGACGAACUGCCGGUGAUCCAGGAGAAGCUGAGGAAGGGUUUUAUGGAGACGCAAGGCAAGGUCAACAGCUGGAUCACGACCAUGAAGAAGAGAUUCGACGAGGAGUUCGCGGAGGAAGACGAGCACACUCAGCGACCCGGCCAGGCCCAGCAGGGACAGUACGGAAGACGCCCCGGAGAGUCGAGCCGUAGGAGCGGCGACUACGAGAGGUACGACGCCGACCCACAGGUUCUGAGCGACGAUUUCGCGGGUAUGAAGUUCACCGCCGAUGGAACUCCCGUCCGCGACGGCAACCGACCGCUGUCGAACCCCGACCUCUUCAAGCCCCCUCCGCCGUCCAAGUCUCCCAAGCCGGACGGACGCAAGGUUGCGUUCCGUGAAGGAGCAGAGGAGAUUGACGUGUAUGGAUCGUCACCCAGGGUUUCCGCCGACGACAGCUCCAAGGCGAAGUCCAGCAAGUGGCAGCCUCUUUCUACCGUCGAGCCUAGCCCCAUCAACGACAACGACCCGUUCAGCCUGGGCGACAGCGAGGACGAGAGGGAGGCCAAGGAGAAGGCCGCGACCAAGGACGUCAAGUCCGAGGACAGCGAGAGGCUCAAGAAGGCUGCCGCUGAGGCAAUGGCGGAUAGCCUGGUCGACUCCAAGGAGGGUGAGGCGGCGGGCGCGGCGGCGAAGAAGAACUAA